CGACGUCUCCAGAAAAUGAUGCAAAGCUCAGCAGCGCUGGCCACAGAUGCGCCCGUCAAGGGGCUUCCAGAAAUCCUCGGGCUGCCAAUGCAACAGAUUCCUCGCUGCUCAGGAUGUAACGAGCACAUAUUAGAUAAAUUCAUCCUGAAGGUUCUAGAUCGUCACUGGCACAGCGCGUGCCUUAAGUGCUGCGAGUGCCAGGUACCCCUGGCUGAACGCUGCUUCUCUCGGGCUGGAAAUGUUUACUGUAAAGACGACUUCUUCAAGCGAUUUGGCACCAAGUGUACAGCGUGUCAACAGGGGAUCCCACCGACCCAAGUUGUACGGAAAGCCCAAGACUUUGUAUAUCAUCUACACUGCUUCUCCUGCAUCAUCUGUAGUAGACAGCUGGCCACUGGAGAUGAGUUUUACCUCAUGGAGGAUGGCCGGUUAGUUUGUAAAGAGGACUACGAGACCGCAAAGCAGAAUGAUGACUCAGAAGGUGGAGCUAAAAGGCCUCGUACCACGAUAACAGCGAAACAACUGGAGACAUUAAAGAACGCUUACAAGAACUCACCGAAACCAGCCCGGCACGUGAGGGAACAGCUGUCCUCGGAGACCGGGCUGGACAUGCGUGUUGUGCAGGUUUGGUUCCAGAACAGAAGAGCUAAAGAGAAAAGACUGAAAAAAGAUGCUGGCCGGCAGCGAUGGGGUCAGUUCUACAAAAGCGUCAGGAAAUCACGAGUAGGGAAGCCAGGGAAGGAGAGUUCUACAGAGGAUUGUGGAGUCAGUGACAGUGAAUUAAGCUACAGAGAUGACCAGAUUUUGUCAGAGCUGGGAUCAACGGCUGGUAUUUACAGUACAGGAGGGGACCUUGUGAAUGUGCCUCUAGUCAAUGGAGGCUUUACAAUAGAUGCAACAGGACAGUCCUACCAGGAACUUCAUGACGGUAGCCCCUAUGAUAUGCCACAGUCACCCUCUUCUAUUUCAUCCCUUCCAUCCCAUGGGUUACCAUACAAUAUGGACAAUGCAGGAGGGCUUCUCAACCAUCCCCCUUUACGAGCACUACCAGCUGCUCCAACCUCUGACAUCUCCACAGAAAGCAGCAUGGGCUAUCCAGACUUCCCAACCAGCCCAGGUUCCUGGUUAGAUGAGAUGGACCAUCCUCCAUUUUAA
Messenger RNA from Bufo bufo (common toad), 1155 nucleotides. RefSeq names its product LIM homeobox 4 (gene LHX4). Gene Ontology annotation, molecular function: RNA polymerase II transcription regulatory region sequence-specific DNA binding; DNA-binding transcription factor activity, RNA polymerase II-specific. The transcript is spliced from 6 exons. The record is from RefSeq and is a predicted model, not a curated record. Gene Ontology annotation, biological process: regulation of transcription by RNA polymerase II; neuron differentiation. Lineage: Eukaryota; Metazoa; Chordata; Amphibia; Anura; Bufonidae. Bases 16 to 1155 code for a protein of 379 amino acids. Gene Ontology annotation, cellular component: nucleus.